AGGCCCCAGGAGCUGUCCCCGGCGUCCCUGCGGCAGCAGCGGCUCGGCAGGGGCAGGGCGCGGCGCGCCGAGGUCCCGCACCACGAGCGCCAGGCCUGGCUCGAGAUCCAGCGCGCGUUCGACGUCCUUGCCAACCCCAGGCGGCGGGAGCCCUACGACCGGCGGCUUGCCGCAGAGCAGGCCGCCGCCGCGCCGCCGCCGGCGCUGCUCGCCGCGGGCAGCGCCGCCGGAGGCCGCGUGGAGGAGCAGGAGGGGGCCGAGGCGGCCGAACCCGAGCCGCCGAACCUCGGGAGGCUCUCCGGGGACGCCUUCUUCGCCGCGGCUGCAGGC
Messenger RNA from Prorocentrum cordatum, 330 nucleotides. NCBI's taxonomy places the organism in Eukaryota, Dinophyceae, Prorocentrales, Prorocentraceae. The record is from the annotation of a GenBank genome assembly.